AUGUUCCGCGUGGUCCCCAUGCUGUUACCGGGAAACGGUGGGAGGUGUCGGAAGAUUGGCCCUGAUUGGCUGGAGAAGGGCAUCGCCUCUGACUCGUCGUCCGACCGUUGGUCUUCGAUAUUCUUUCUCCUCAAUUGCAACUAUCAGCUGCAGAUGUAUCAGGAGUCACGAGGGAGAGUUUAUGCUCGCCAGGUCGGUUUCGUCAUCUUCUUGUAUUCACGGGGAACGUCGCAGGAGAUCAUCGCGAAGAAGAUUUUCUUCGAGCUCGGUGGCGUCAACGCAGCGAUCCGGAAUUCCCUGAUCAACUUUGCCGGCUCCGACAUCGUGAACUGCGCGGAUUCGGGUGCCAGGUGGAAAAAUUCCCCUCGAAACAUCAUGUCAAUUCAUUGCAUCUACGUGGAGCUAAUUCGUUUCCACGACUGGUCUUUCAAAAAGGAACGUGCAAUGCGUGGCGUUUUCUCUCGAGACGAACCCCAGCACCGCGGCUCCGUCCAACGCGGUUACAACCUUGCGGUGAUCACGGACAAGGUGCAUUUCCUCAAGCCUUUCAGCGCCGUCGUGAACUACACCAAUGGAUUGGCCGCUUGCAAGGCGGACGGAGCGGACCACCUCGUUCAGGAUGACAAGGGCGUCAAUUGGCACGAGUACACCGUACAGUACGCCAAGUCCAUCCUGUCGAUGAUGAAUCCCGCAAGGAGAGGCAUGAACCAUCGAGGAAGAUCCCCAGUCAAUAUGAGAAGAAUGGAGAGGAGGAUGGGAAAGAGGAAACACAAAACAGAUAGCUCUUUCUUCGAGACUCUCCAAGAGUCUUAG
Molecule: messenger RNA, 813 nt
Organism: Darwinula stevensoni
Lineage: Eukaryota; Metazoa; Arthropoda; Ostracoda; Podocopida; Darwinulidae
Source: the annotation of a GenBank genome assembly